UCUGUCACUACUCACUGUCAGUCGUUGCUAGUUUUGUUUUGUUUCGUUUUUGCAAAUAACAAAAAUAAACAUUAAUUUAUAUUUUUACGUACGACCUAGAAUCAUAAUGCGGUUGUUACUGUUAUUAUUGGCCACUGUGGCCUCAAGUUUAGCGACAUUUCAGAGGAUUCCCUUGUACCAUAUAAAGACAGUCCGCCGUCAUCUUCAUGAGGUUGGCACGGAUAUGCACACUACUCGCCUCAAAUAUGCUGCAAAGGGACCCACUCCUGAGCCACUCUCCAAUUACCUUGAUGCGCAGUACUUCGGGCCCAUCUCCAUCGGCACUCCGCCGCAGACCUUCAAGGUGGUGUUCGACACGGGCUCCUCCAACCUGUGGGUGCCCUCUAAGAAGUGCCACUAUACCAACAUAGCGUGCCUGCUCCACAACAAGUACGACAGCGGCCGUUCCCGCUCCUACCGCGCCAACGGCACGGAGUUCGCCAUCCAAUACGGCUCCGGCUCGCUGUCCGGCUUCCUCUCCGCCGAUGACGUCACGGUGGGCGGCAUCACGGUGCGUCAGCAGACAUUCGCCGAGGCCUUGUCGGAACCGGGGCUGGCGUUCGUGGCGGCCAAAUUCGACGGCAUCCUCGGCAUGGCGUUCAGCAGCAUUUCCGUGGACGGAGUGACACCGGUGUUCGACAACAUGGUGGCGCAGGAUUUGGUGCAGCCGGUGUUCUCGUUCUACCUGAACCGGAACACGAGCGCGGCGCAGGGCGGGGAGCUGAUCCUGGGCGGCUCCGACCCGGCGCACUACGAGGGCUCCUUCACGUACGUGCCGCUGACCCGGGACACCUACUGGCAGUUCCACAUGGACUCCAUCGCCGCCGGGAACCUCACGCUCUGCGCACAGGGUUGUGAGGCCAUCGCGGACACGGGCACCUCCCUGAUCGCCGGGCCGUCCAAGGAGGUGGAGGCCCUCAACCGCGCCAUCGGAGCCACGUCGGUCAUGUCCGGCCAGUACGUCGUGGACUGCUCGCUGCUGCCGCGCAUGCCGCCCGUCGUGCUCACCAUCGGCGGCCAGGCCUUCACCCUGCAGCCGGCGGACUACGUGCUGAAGGUGUCCCAGUUUGGCAAGACGAUGUGCCUGUCCGGCUUCAUGGGAAUAGACAUCCCGCCGCCCAACGGGCCACUGUGGAUCGUGGGCGACGUGUUCAUCGGCAAGUACUACACCGAGUUCGACGUCAAGAACCGUCGCCUCGGCUUCGCGCCCGCCAAGUGAACGGAGAGAGAGAACAUCUACAUUAAUUUCACUAAACAUUACAGUCACAGUAUAUUUUAUCGAAAGUACCAGUUUGUGGAGCAGCGGCACCACCUCGUAGACAUCGUACAGCUCUCUUAAUUUUAUGUCAUGUUCUAGGUAUAGUAUAUAGUACCUUCGAUAGUUUGUUUUAGUUUUUAGUAAAGUUGUACCUAUAGCAA
Molecule: messenger RNA, 1458 nt
Organism: Leptidea sinapis
Lineage: Eukaryota; Metazoa; Arthropoda; Insecta; Lepidoptera; Pieridae
Gene: CatD
Product: lysosomal aspartic protease
Exons: 10
Coding region: 107-1258 (383 amino acids)
Biological process (GO): cell death; proteolysis
Cellular component (GO): lysosome
Molecular function (GO): aspartic-type endopeptidase activity
Source: RefSeq, a predicted model, not a curated record